Messenger RNA from Harpegnathos saltator (Jerdon's jumping ant), 357 nucleotides. RefSeq lists its product as uncharacterized. The transcript has a single exon. The coding region runs from base 1 to 357 and encodes 118 amino acids. The record is from RefSeq and is a predicted model, not a curated record. NCBI's taxonomy places the organism in Eukaryota, Metazoa, Arthropoda, Insecta, Hymenoptera, Formicidae.
AUGAGGUAUCUGAGCCUCAUCUUGGACGGCACCUGGUGCUUCAAGGAACAUGUGAACCGUCUGGUCCCCCGGCUGAGAGUAAUCUCAGCCAACUUGAGCAGAUUAAUGCCCCAUGUCGGGGGACCGGACUGGAAGGCCCGUCGCCUCCACGCUGGGGUAUUAAACUCGGUGUCUCUAUACGGAGCACCGAUUUGGGCAGAGGCUCUGGCCGCCAGCCACCCGUUACAAGCGCUUCUGCGUAGAGUGCACAGGUCACUGGCGGUCAGGGUCGCCCGGUGUUACCGUACGGUAUCCCACGUGGCGGUGACGGCCCUGGCGGGCAUGCCCCCAGGGCAUGCCUCGAGCUCCUGGUCCUAA